AUGGCAAAAGCACUACCGAAGUAUGUCAUCAUACAAUCAGACGAUAACAAUAGAUAUUUGCGAAUCGACACAGAAUAUCCAAAUUUACCUAAUACCCUCAGGUUCGAGGGAGAACACAGUUUCGGGCUCGAGACGAGAUUCGAGGUCGUGCCAGCUACCACCGGAAAUGGACUCGUUCAUAUCAGGUCUUUGCUCAAUAACAAGUACUGGGCAACAACCGGUGGUCCCAACAGCUGGAUAACUGCCAUGGCCGUUAAACCUGAGGAGAAUCAGUCUGAAAAACAUUGCACACUCUUCCAGCCUGUUUUCGUGCAUUCCAACAGCAACAGCGUCGCUAGGCUUCGCCAUGUCAAUACCGGCAACUAUGUUAGGAGGUAUAACGGUAACUCCGAUACCGCUAAUUUUCUCGGUUGCUUGACUUUAUUGCCUAAAAUGAAACCAGAUGACAAGACUGUUGAUGUGUGCACCUUCAUUGACUGGGAAUCUGUCGUUACGCUGCCCGACCUUAUCAGGGUCAAGUUCAAAGAAAGCCAAAGCCACGCAAAGGCCUUUGCUGAUGGGUAUAUGGACUUGCGUUCCAGAGCCGAUAAUUCCUCAAUUUAUGACUUCGAGGUGUCUCCAAGUCGCGAUGGAGGCAUACGCCUGAAGAGUACUCAGUUUGGCACUUACUGGACGGAUAUGCAACCUAAUUCUUGGGUAUGCUUAACGCAGGCUUGCCCCAAAGUCCAUGACACCAACACCGUAUUUUUACCCACAACACUUGAUGGAAAAUUCGUCGCCAUGCGAUGUCUGAAGAACGGCUUGUUUUGCAAGCGAUACACAGGAUAUGGUAAAGACAGCUGCAUCGCCACACACCACAGCUAUCCGGACGAGUUCAGCUACAUGGAGAUUGAGGAACCUGUUUUCACAAGGACGAUCUCCAACGUCAGAUAUCACCUUACUGAUGCAAGGCGUUACAAUGAGAAAACUCUUGCACUUAUCACUGAUGAUUCGAUCAACAGAACUCAACAUCCCCAAACGUCACAAAUAAAUCUCAAGAUGACAGUUAUUAAAACAACUAAUUUGAGUAACAGUACCACCUGGAAAGGGAGCGUCAAAUUGACUGGUACCCUUGGUGUCCCACUCAUAAAAUCGGGUUCGCUUGAGAUUUCCGCUGAGCGUAGCCAAUCUUGGAACUGGGGAGAAACGGAGAUGGAAAGUGUUGAAGUGGGGUCUGUGCGCACUAUCACUGUGCCACCUAUGAGUAGAGUGAAAGCGAGUUUGAUGGCAACACGGUGUUCGUAUGACAUACCCUUCUCAUAUACUCAGCGUGACGUCCUGAAAAAUGGGACAACAAAAGUUUACAAAAAGAAUGAUGGCCUUUUUAGUGGCGACAACGGCUACGAUUAUAAGUAUGACAUUGUCGAGCUUCCUCUAGAGUAA
This is a messenger RNA of Papaver somniferum (opium poppy), 1422 nucleotides long. RefSeq lists its product as uncharacterized. Bases 1 to 1422 code for a protein of 473 amino acids. The transcript has a single exon. Lineage: Eukaryota; Viridiplantae; Streptophyta; Magnoliopsida; Ranunculales; Papaveraceae. The record is from RefSeq and is a predicted model, not a curated record.